AUGGCGCCAAAGUUUCUAAAGAAAGCCAAAGAAGUGGCGAAGAACGCCAAGAAUGCAAAGAAUGUGGUGAAGGAUAAGAUGGGGAAAGUGAAGGAUAAGGUGCAGAAAGUGAGGGAUCAGAUCAACAAAUGGGAGACAAAUACUGGCGAAUGUAUUGUCACCAAAGAAUAUCGUCAGAUAUUGGCUAAGUUUUCGUACAUUCUGUUGGUUUGUCUCCUAUUUCUGGCGAUCGGAGAGAUAUUUCUAGCGAUUGUUGUCUACAUAAAAGUCGCUCAAUUAUCCCAACUGUUGACCUCGUCUACGAUCACGAGAAUCAUCUCAUAUAUAGUGAGCACUUUUGUUGUGCUCACUAUUUUUGAUUCAUUCUUUCUGUAUGUCAUCGAUGGCUACCAAACGGCCGAAGAAGAACGCGACGUCACUUCCAUCAAAAGAUCUCACGUUUUGAUCAAAGUGUCAUAUUAUGCUUCCUAUCCAUUGGCCGUCAUUUUGAUGAUAUUAAUGAUCUGGUGUUCACAGCAUUUCAAAAGCAUUCGCCAAGAAUUGCACGAAUCAAUGGGUCAACACAUGAAAGUCUAUUCAACUGAUCUCGUGUCCAAUGAAGUGAUUAACCAAAUUCAAUGGACGUAUUACUGUUGCGGACAAAGCAAUUACGGCAAUUGGUUUGAUGACUCACUUUUGCCAAUUAAUGGAAACGACGCCAAUUGGCUUCGGCGCCGAUAUAGUUGGUCUAACCUAACCAUCACCGACCGUAAGCGUCUUCCGUUCACUUGUUGUAAACACGAUUUGAUCCAUUCCUGUCGUUUCAAUGACGCCAAACCAAAUACUAAUGAUUUCCAGCGAAACGGUUGUACGGAAAGUGUGUUUCAAGAGUUAAGUGGAUUGAAAAGAGGAAUUCAAUCCUACUUUUUGAUGCAAUUCUUGAUUGUCUUUACAAACAUGAUUUUACUCGAUAUAAUCCAACAAUCGCUUCAAUCCCAAUAUGACACUCGUCUCGACCCCCCGACCGUCCGAUUCCCGACAUUUAACGCAAUUUCUUUCGUGAAGCGAGUGAUCAAACGGACGCCUCUGAGGACCAGUUUUGUCCAGAACUCUCUGCCGUCGAGUGGAUCCACUUCGCAGAGCGCUUCCAUUUACAAUGCAAUCGCUUGCAAACCAAUUGCAGUGGAGGAAUACAACCGACUUCUCAUCAAAAACCAAAGACUGGCCAAAGAAAACGCUUUACUGAAGACAGAGUUCAGUCGCUGUAAAGAAGUGUUGCGAUCGAAGAGCAAUGAAAACAUUGAUCUCAAACAGGAAGUGAUUAACUCGAGGAAUGAAAGCGAGAAACUCAGACACGAGCUCAAGAUUAAGAGCUCUCUGAACGUCACUCAAAUUUGCGAUCGAAUCAAAUACGCAAACAGUCUUCUGAUUGAUGAGUACUUCCGAGUGAAUGAGAUUAAGGAACAGAUGAAUGAAUUUGGAAACAAAGUCGAGACAAUUAGAGGAAUAAUGACUUCACUUGAAUCGAUGGUCGAUCCAAACAAUGCCGCUCUGGAGGGCACUGAACAUGAAAUAAGUGGUGAAAGAAUGGAUUCGUUGCGAACAUUGAAUGACAGUUUGAACCGAAGAGAAUCGCGUCGAUUCUCAUUGACACCUCUGGAACAGGACAUCCGAAGGAGACUCUCGUCCGACAAAAUCAAACAUGACUUUCAAGUGAUGACAGAAUUGAGUACAAUCUUAGAGCUCUCGCGUGAAAACAGAAUCUCUUCCAUCGGUUUCAUUGAAGACUUAAACUCUGGAGAUAUCACUGUUGGGCAAAACAAUGGCAUUGAGUCCAUCGCCUGUGUUGUCGGCGUUGAUGGCCAACCGGUACGAGUGCCGUCUUUGGCCAGCACUUCAAGUGCUCAGCCAAUGACGAGCUCUCGUUUGGAAAAAGCGGUUAAACCAAAGAAGACUUCAAAACCGAAAGAAACGACUCAAAAGAAAGUUACGAAACAAAAGACAGUGAAUAAGAAGAAACAAACAGUGGAUAAGAAACAAAUGAAGCCUAAGAAUGACGAGAAUGUGACUGAAAAUAAGGCCGACUAUUCUGUGUAUGACUUCACUGACGACGACGACAAAGAGAAUGUCAUUCCUCCGGUCACCAGAAAAUCGAAACGAAUCAGAUCCGCGGCAAUCAGAGCUCGCAUCUGAAUUGGCGCACAAAACUGGUCUCUGAAGUCGAUCGCAUUGUUGGCUCACAUCU
Messenger RNA from Medioppia subpectinata, 2224 nucleotides. The record is from the annotation of a GenBank genome assembly. NCBI's taxonomy places the organism in Eukaryota, Metazoa, Arthropoda, Arachnida, Sarcoptiformes, Oppiidae.